Messenger RNA from Babesia bigemina, 1830 nucleotides. Its product is annotated as GTPase, putative. The record is from RefSeq and is a predicted model, not a curated record. The transcript has a single exon. Gene Ontology annotation, molecular function: GTP binding. Lineage: Eukaryota; Apicomplexa; Aconoidasida; Piroplasmida; Babesiidae. Bases 1 to 1830 code for a protein of 609 amino acids.
AUGAAGUCCGUCGUUUCAGAUCACCCCGGAACAACUCGUAACGCUAAGCAUGGCCAAUUCUUCAUAAAAGGAAAGAGAAUCUCACUGAUAGAUACAGGAGGCAUUGAUUCACUCGUAUACCCAUUCGCCAAUCGCAUACAGAAAACAAAUGGGAGUCAUUCACUGUCGAGGAUUGAAGAUGAUGCUGUUAGAGCCAUCAAAAUGUCGGACAUGGUUCUGCUUGUUCUCGAUGGCCAAGAGGGCCUAACUCCCCUAGACACAAAGAUAGCAAGGAAAUUGCGUCUAUGGUCGAAGGACACACCGAGAGGUUUUAAGAUAAAUUUGGUAGUUAACAAACUAGAUAGAGAAGGUUCAAAGGAUUAUUAUGAAGCCUUAAGCACGUGUUUGUCGGACUGUUACUCUCUGGAGAUGGGAGAACCCGUAUUCGUUAGUGCAGUUGAACGUACAGGCAUCAAGAGUCUCCUGGACCUUAUAUCUGAAGCUUUAAACAUAAGGGACGCUAACCGAAACCUUAACUUGGAAGAUAUGGCACUUAUGGCGAACCACCACAUCGACAAUGAGCGCAGUGCGUAUAACGGCGUAGGUGACAUGUCUAUGACCGACGCCGACAUCGAUAGAUCCAUGCGAGUUUUCUCUCCCGUGUCAAGCUCAUUUAAACCGCAUGAAAGAUGGAUGCGGCUAUUAAACAGCGUGUGUGAUAAUGUACCAUUCACUAUUGCAGACGAAGGUGAUUUUGUAGUACCGCCUGUAUUGUCCCCGGGUGAAAAGAUUGCACAGAUGUACAUUUCAAAAUCGGCAAACAAUCGAAUGUUCGUUGACCAAUCAGAAGGCGACACAACUGUUGAAAAUAGCUAUAAUGAUAUAGAAUCAACGCAACCAAAAAUAGAAGAAACAUCAAGCACCAUGCUACCGCUGCGUGUAGUAUUGUUGGGGAGUGUUGCAAGCUGCCAAGACACACUGGCUAGGCUUUUAGCGGAUUCGAAAAUCAACAGUACAAACGUACCUGAAUUUAUCGGUGACACCUUGUCGCCAAAUUGGCAUCAGUACUAUGUUGAAUGGGGCCGUGACAAUUGUAAAUUGCCGAUCACUCAGCCUGUAGAACUCUAUUCCGCUGCGGCGUUGAACUUGGGAGGUAGCCUGGGGAGAGUUGCAUCGAUGCAAACACUCGCUCUGGUGCGCAAGGCGGACAUCAUUAUCAUGUGUGUUCAGAACACUGAUGAAAGACAUGCGUGGAAAGUGCACCUUACUAAAAAGGAAUGCGCAUGGGUAUCCCGUAUCAUCCGAUCUCACAAACCAAUGGUAUUAGUGGUUCCAGCGCAACAGCCUCCGAAACGUAAAAUGGAACUGGAUUUAUCUAGUACGGGCCAUGAGUUUGAUGGCAUCCCUAUAUUGUCCCUUCCUAUGAUUAAUGCAGGUUUAGAUAACACAACUGAACUUACUACACCGGAUGUGCAACACACGGCGUUGCGACGUCUCAGAAACGAGGUCUUGGCAUUGGCAAGGAGAUCUAGACAGGUAAUAGAAACGAGCGUUUUGAACAAUUGGCUGCGAAAGUUCUUGGCGAAGUGGCCGCCCCCAUGGCAUGACGGCGCAAAGGUCAACGUUAAAUUCGCCGCUCAAGUGAGAGGGAAUCCACCAACAUUUAUCAUGUGGUCAAACGUGUAUGGCGUAUUUCCUCAACAUUAUAUGAGGCAGAUCAAACGUGCUAUAUCGGACGAAUUUGGAUUCAAAGGUGUCCCACUUAAGUUCAUACUACGAACCACGGCGGAGCCGAAAUCCACUGGUCGCAGGCACAACCUGUCGUGGAAACGGAAGCUACACAGUGAUUAA